Prosopis cineraria is the source of this 1238-nucleotide messenger RNA. RefSeq names its product 1-aminocyclopropane-1-carboxylate oxidase-like. The transcript is spliced from 4 exons. The record is from RefSeq and is a predicted model, not a curated record. Lineage: Eukaryota; Viridiplantae; Streptophyta; Magnoliopsida; Fabales; Fabaceae. The coding region runs from base 88 to 1017 and encodes 309 amino acids.
CAAUCCUCACAAUUCAUUCACACAGCAUAUCCUCGCACAGCCCAUUAGCCUCUGAGAGAGAGAGAGAGAAAGUGAGAGAGGAGAAAAAUGGAGAGGUUUCCAGUGAUUGACUUGGGAAAGAUGAUCAACACUCAAGAGAGAGGAACCACCAUGGAAGCAAUAAAAGAUGCCUGUGAGAACUGGGGUUUCUUUGAGCUGCUGAACCAUGGGAUUUCUGCUGAGCUGAUGGACACAGUGGAGAGGCUGAGCAAAGAGCACUACAAGAAGUGUAUGGAGCAGAGGUUCAAAGAAAUGGUGGCAAGCAAAGGCCUUGAAUCUGCUCAGUCUGAAAUUAAUGACCUAGACUGGGAAAGCACCUUCUUUGUUCGCCAUCUUCCUACCCCUAACAUUUCAGAGAUCCCUGAUCUCCAAGAAGAUUACAGGAGGGCAAUGAAGGAAUUUGCAGCUGAACUGGAGAAGCUGGCCUUGGUGCUUCUUGAUUUGCUGUGUGAGAACCUUGGGCUGGAGAAAGGGUAUCUGAAGAAGGUGUUCUAUGGUACCAAAGGUCCAAAUUUUGGGACCAAAGUUAGCAACUACCCUCCUUGUCCCAAACCAGAUCUGAUCAAAGGUCUGAGAGCUCACACUGAUGCUGGUGGCAUCAUCCUUCUCUUCCAAGAUGACAAGGUCAGUGGAUUGCAGCUCCUCAAGGGCGACCAGUGGAUCGAUGUCCCACCAAUGCGCCACUCCAUCGUCGUCAACCUCGGCGACCAACUCGAGGUUAUAACCAAUGGAAAAUACAAGAGCGUGAUGCACCGUGUGGUUGCCCAAACAAACGGAACCAGAAUGUCCCUAGCUUCAUUCUACAACCCAGGAGAUGAAGCCGUGAUCGCCCCGGCACCGUCGCUGGUGAAGGAAGACGAAGCAAGCCAAGUAUACCCAAAAUUUGUGUUCAAUGAUUACAUGAAGCUCUACUCCGGUCUGAAAUUCCAGGCCAAAGAACCAAGGUUUGAAGCGAUGAAGGCCGUAGCAACUGUGUGAAGAAGAUGAUUACUGAUGAAUUCUAGCAAAUUAAGUUAUGUUUAAUUAUUGGUGUACUAGAACAGCUGUGUCAUGCAUGUGUAGUAUAACACUAUAAAAGUGCUUUUUAUGGUUAUAAUAAGUAUGAAGGUAAAGACGCUAAUAUAGUUUGUGAGUAUGAUGUCAAGUUAGUGAGAUGUACUGUUAAUGAAAAUAACCAGAUCUUGUUACCCACCUUAUAA